CGGCCGGGACAGGGCUCAGGAGCACGGUCAGCAGUGAAAGUGAGAAUUAACUCUGCAAACUGGGAUAAUUCUCAUCUUGGGAGCUGAUGAGUAAACAUAAACGCAUAUGAAGGGCAGCAGGAUGAAUGUGGAGACUCUCAGUAAAGCUGAACUUCUUAUGCUGCUCAGCAUUCUGGAAGGAGAACUGGAAGCACAGGAUGUAGUCAUACACACACUCAGGGCACAACAGAGAGAUGCAUUUGUACAGGAGCGAUACGGACAGUACGACCUCCGUGACCCAUUCGUAGCGCUGCUGAGGGACAGCGAGCUAUCACAGGCUCAGGAUGAUGGAGGGCAGGGUCCCGUGUGUCUGAACCCACUGGGCGUGUUGAGGCUGGUUAUGGCCCACUGCACCAACAUGAAGGAGAAAAUGAUGAAACAGCUUGCUGCUGCAGAAAGGAGACACAGACGGGUCAUAUCUGAUUUAGAGGAAGAGAAAAGACGGUGUGUUCAAGAUGCUGCCGCAGGUGAUGACAUCACAGCCAUGCUGGAGAAGGAACGAGAUAGACUACUGCAACAGCUAGAUGUAGAAAGGGCUCACGUCAAACGUUUGGAGCGUGAGCGGUCAGUCCUGUCGAAUCAGGCUGAGGAAGAUUUAGCACAGCAACAGCAGUUAUCUACCACACUGGCAAAAGAAUGUCAGAAGGCUAAAGCAUGGGCAGAGGAGGAGAGCCAACGUGUUGCAGAGCUCAGCCGCAAGCUGGAACAGGAGCGCAAUACCUACGACGCCCUGAAGGGGGAGCUGGAACGCGAACGCACUCGUGCUCAGCAGAUAGAGGCGAGAGCUGAAAGAGAGCUGGCUGAAUUUGAUACAGAGCGUGAGCAGAUGAGAGGGAAACUGCACAAGGAAGAAAAACUAUAUCAAGAGCUACAGGAGCAGAUGAAUAGUCUCAAGAAAGAGUUGGAUGAAAUACAAGAAAGGGAAAAAGCAGGGAGGGAACAAGUUGAUGAAGAAAAGGUAAAAACGCCAUUAAAAACACCUUUCAGUCACACAGAAAUGGAUGGCAAAACUGUUGGAUCAAAAUCAUCACCACAGCCCAAACUAAAUGGUCACCACACCUCCAGGGAAGUGGAGUCCCCAGUAGAGGAGCGGUGUAAGGAAGGGGGAUUGGUGGACAGUGGGGUGGGGCUCCCUGGAGGCGGAGCCAUGCUGUGUCUUUCUCCCAGCAGUCCCGCCUCAUCCUCCCUUAGCUCAUCUCCCUGCUCUUCCCCUGUCCUGACCAAGCGUCUGGCUUCUCUGGGUUGCUCUAGCCCCACCUAUCCUUCCUCCUACCAGGCUAGUAUCAACCAACGAUUCCAAGCUGCACGCCACAAGUUUCAGCAACAAGCCGAGGCAGAUCAGCACCAACACGUAGGAAGUGUUGUUCACUCACCACGGGACCUCUCCCCCACUGCAGCCCCUCCUACUCCUCCAGACAAUUGUAGUGCAAAGCAGAUCGCCCGCAACACUGUCACUCAGGUGCUGUCCCGAUUCACGAGCCAGCAAGCGGCAGGUAAACUCCCUCCAGCCAAUAGCUCGCCUUUUGGCACUGAUUACCGCAGCCUGACCGCCGCCUCAUCACCGACAGGGAAAACUCCUGGGGUUCUCUCACCUGGAAUCCGCUCGCCAAUCAUUCCUAGGGCAGAGAAGAUUCAUCCACCCCCUGUUCCUCCCAAAAAGCAAGGGGUCAAUCAGUCUCCUGGAUCUCCUGUGCCCUCCGGCAGGGCCAGCCAUUUCCCUGAGCUUUCUGGGAGCUGCGGUCUUACCAGCGGUCAGGAGGAGGCUAAAGAGCUUGACCUGGUCAUGUCUUCAUCUAGUUAACCAACCUGGAGCCCACAGCCAGAAUGCAUUCCAUUCCCUCCAAUGGCAUAUUUAGCACUCUCUGAAAACCUCAAAGAACCUUCAUUCAUGCUUUUCCUCACCCUAAAUGUCCAGUGUAGGGGUUUUUAAUCCUGUUCCUAGGGUACACUGGCACUUAACAUUUUGGAUGUCUCCCUUAUUGAACAGACCCGAUUUAACUUAUCAGCUCAAAAAUUGAGGCUCUAAGAUUUAAACUGGGUGUGUCAGUGAAGGAAGACAUUAAAAAUGUGCAGUGCUGGGGUACUCCUUGACCAGGAUUGAAGGCUGGACUUGUCAAGUGUACACAGUGGUUUUCCUCACUUUAUCCAUACUGGACUUGCCUUUUAAGACCAAAGUAUACUUUGGUUUUCCGUGUGCCACAAAUUUCAUCAACAGCACAGUAGGCCAGUGUUGCCAUGUCCGAUAUUAUAAGCGACUUUUGGCUUGUUUUUUCAUGAAUACACUUAAAAAUAUGGGCAGUCUUGUGUUUUUGGGGGGCUUAUUUCCAGAAAAUAGCCGCAUUUUUGGGCUUGCUUGUCCAGACAGCGUUGCUUAUUUCUCUUGCGAGAUCUGGCAAAACAGCAUGAAGCCCAGUUUUUCUAGACAUGCGCAGUUUGCAUCUGCACACGCUGUCUGCACAUGCGCUUGUCGUUGACUAGCAGACAAAGCAGUCUAAGUGUGCAUGUGUCGAAUGAGUCUGUAUUGGUUCUCGGUCAAAAGAGUAUACUUUGAAAGGCUAAGAGCUCAACCAUGCGUGAGACAGAACAGCACACGGAAAAACGAAUUAUACCCUAGCCUUAGAUGCUGUCCAAGAUAAUGCACUAUUAGUGAGGCCCCACUGAAAACAUUUGGUAUCCCAGGAAAAACCUCCAGAAAACCAGCCCAACCAGGAAAAAAUGGGAGAGGCAACUAUGGCUCAAACCUGAUCAACUUUGUCAAAUGCUACUCAUAUAAUAUUGAAUUUAUUUAUAUAUUCUUUUAAUCAUUUAAAAUAUUUUAUUAUACUGUUUUUAUUUUUUACAGAAAAGAUUAUUUAUCCUGAAAUGUUGUUCCUUGCCAGGCCAUUCCUAAUGUGAGAUGACCUGCAAGAGGAAAAACUAAGUAUAUUAAGCCAAAAUUAUGUUAUGAAAUUGAAAGCAAAUACUGAUCAACCAAGUCAUCCUCCAAUUAAUCAGUCCGUCUUAGGCUACUAAUGAGAACCAGACUGUCCUGAUCUCUGUUCGGUGAAUGUGUGAAGUUUAGAUUCUGUUUAUGGUAAAUAUAUAAUAUAUACAGUAUAUAGCUGUGGUUUUCUGUCGAGCAGUCUUAGUCUUGUUGUUUAGUUGUUGUUCAUUUUGCUGUCCAUAUGUUAAAAUUAACUAAAGAAGAGACUUUUUAAGGGACCGUUAUGAAACUGAUAUGGAAAACCUGUCUCCUACUGCAUUAUACAAUGAUUGCAUCACCCUCUAGUGUCUUUGAUAAGAAGUGCUUCUCAGGAAGCUGGUCAGGCAGCAUUAAACAUCUGCCAAAUCAAAAUACCUUCUCUGAAAAUGAAGAUUAAAGAAAUUGCAUUUGGUUUUUAUGCUACACAGACUUUCAGACAUGAUUUAAAUUGUUGUAAUCAUUUAGAAACAGAUCAAAAAAAAAAAAAAAAAAAAAAAAAAAAAAAAAAACUGAGGGCCAAAACACUGACUGCUUUUCUGGUUUUAUUUAAACAUGUCUGUAUGUAUUUCUGCAUGUAAGACUGCUCUUGAUAUAUUUUGUUUAUACUGGGCAGUCUUAUAUUUUAAAUUUAACCUUAAUUAGAUAUUAGGUAGAACUUAUUGCACCAGUUUACAUGAUUCACAACCAUGGUAAAAAAAACAAAUAAGUUAUGUCAUCAUUCAAUGAUUACCCUGAGAAUUUCAUCUUACCAUUGUCCUUUUUUCAAGUCUUUUGACUUUAUACUAGUUGUAUGAAAACAGAAAUUAUUUAAAUGUUAAAGUCCUGCUGUCAUUAAAGUAUUGCUCACAUGAAUACAUUAUAGUCUUUACCUGCUUAUAAGAGAUCAAAGUAUGUUGGGUUUUAAUGAGAAAAUGUGUCCAAAAAACUCUUCACUGUCAUUUAAUUUUUUCUGUUUUUAAAUACCUCACUGUUUCUCCUACUGUACUGCAACCUUUUUAAGUAGCAGUUUAGAUUUCUACUGUAUCCUUUUUUUUUACAUAAAACAAAAAAAAAAAAAAAACUGAAACAAUACUUAGAUAAAUACCUGUGACCUGCGGAACCAUUGUCCUUUUUAAACCUUUUUAACUGCUUAGCUAGUUGUAUGACAAACAAAUGGUUAAAUUAGUUGUAUUUUUCUGAUGCCUUUACAAUAAACUAGUGGAGUUGAAUUUA
This is a messenger RNA of Myxocyprinus asiaticus (Chinese sucker), 4213 nucleotides long. RefSeq names its product CTTNBP2 N-terminal-like protein. Lineage: Eukaryota; Metazoa; Chordata; Actinopteri; Cypriniformes; Catostomidae. The record is from RefSeq and is a predicted model, not a curated record. Bases 107 to 1840 code for a protein of 577 amino acids. The transcript is spliced from 5 exons.